AUGUCGCAAUCAGAGAUAAAGCGCAAGCGGGCCCGAAUCGCAUGUGAGCCAUGCAGGGAACGCAAAAGAAAAUGCGACGGCGCCGACCCCUGCACCACCUGCAUUGAAUGGGGCUAUGCUUGCCAUUACAAAAAUGAACGACGGAAGCGACGGACUACCCAAGAACAGCAUCCUCUGGAAGGCCCACCAGCUGCGAAGUCUCCACAACAGCAAGAUGGGGCAGCAGAUACCCAUGGGCUAGUGCGUCGUCUUGAGGCAAAUUCCGGUGCAGCCUUCGUACGCAAAAUGGGUCUAAAAAUCGACCCCGCGAAAGCGCCGAAGCUUAGCUUGUUUGGGUGGAAUAUUGGUACCCGGAGCCUAUCAUCGGGAUUCGGUGGUGUGAAUACUGCACUUUCAAUUACGGAGAUUACAUCUUUGGAACAUAUGAGGAGUCUUGCUCAGGUUUACUUCGACAAAGUAGAUCCAUGCUACGGGUUUAUUGAUCGAAGUCAGUUCUUUGAGCGGUUGGAGUCCCGCUGGCAGUCAGCAUCUGUUAGUGAGCUGUAUGAUAGUGUUCUGGGUGGUGUCGCUGCAAUUGGUUGUCUGUUCUCACAACGAAACAUGACAAUCACGGAAUUACAUCUGAGUGGUGCAGCACGAUCUAUCCUGGAGAUGCACGUUUUGUCUGGAGUUCCCUCGGUAGACCUCCUCACCGGGUGGACACUGCGAGCCAUCUAUAUGCGAAUGACAGAUCUGCCACACUCGACAUGGAUAGCCAGUUCAAGAUUGAUGCAUCUGAUAGAAGCUGCGGGAUUUCACUUGGAGUCUACAGACUCGGUUUUCCCGAGCAGCAGAGGUACCGCACAGUGUGAUCCGGACAUUCGAAGGCGACUAUUCGGUGUGGCACAGCAUUUGAACAUGUGGACAUCCUUUGACCUAGGCCUAUCAAGGGUCUCCUUCCAAAAGAAUGAUCUGCCGCUCCCGCCAUCGACAAAACCUGGCGACUAUACAAAUGAGAUUCUCGGCCUCCUCCCCAUAUCAGCAAGCCUAGAUCCCGGAAAGCCAAAGGAAGAUGAUACAGAUCUUGAAGUAACGCUUUCUGAAGUUUUGGAUAGAGUCCACAAGGAGCCACCCUCCACCAUGGCACAAUGCAAUCUUGUCCUCUGCAUUCUUAGGAGGAUCCACACCCAAAACCUCGACAUCUCCUCUUCCCUCGCAGAAAGGGUCCUCGCACUCCUGAAGAAAGGACUUGGUUGCUCGCGCACUAUGGUAAUGAACUGCUCUCCUUGGCACCAGAUGGCAAACGUACCUUUUCACAUUACAUGUGUUCUUCUUGUAAUGGACACACGGUCAUCACUAGCGAUGCUUUCCGAAGCGAUGCAGACAUUGAAACUCGUCGCAUCAACUUACGAUACAGAAACCAUGAGAGAAGCAUGGAGUGCAGCUCGCUUAUUCGUCAUGCUUCAUCAACAACGCAGGAAAGAUGAUAUAGCAAUCUUCAAUGAAGCACUGAAUAUGGAACAACAAGACACCCCAGUUGGACCAUCCCCACAGGAUAACCCGAGCGCAGAGGAAUAUUCCUGGCUAGGGGCUUUGGUCGCUGAUUUACCGGGCUUAGAAAAGGUUGACCUUGACCAGUUCCUUAAUGCAGAUAUGAUGUAUAGUUCAAGUUUUCUAGGAGGACCUGGGUGA
Messenger RNA from Penicillium canescens, 1671 nucleotides. RefSeq lists its product as uncharacterized. The coding region runs from base 1 to 1671 and encodes 556 amino acids. Gene Ontology annotation, biological process: regulation of DNA-templated transcription; DNA-templated transcription; response to xenobiotic stimulus. The record is from RefSeq and is a predicted model, not a curated record. Lineage: Eukaryota; Fungi; Ascomycota; Eurotiomycetes; Eurotiales; Aspergillaceae. The transcript has a single exon. Gene Ontology annotation, molecular function: DNA-binding transcription factor activity, RNA polymerase II-specific; DNA binding; zinc ion binding.